UGGACCUCCACGGAGGCGAGGGAAUGGUUUGUCGUCGCUUGUGUUUGUGGGGGAAGGAAAUGAACGCAACACCCGCCGUUUGUUGUGAAGCGGCGGGCUAAUGUGAAUUAGAAAACUACCGAUGGCCUCAAACACUUGUUCGUGGGCUCAGAGACAGAUUGAACAUGGGUUGGAAACGCAAGUCUUCUUCUCCAGAACCACAACCAAAUCCUGCCAAAGCCCCUAAGAGAGAAUCUAUCAGCAGAUCUCUUUUCUCUCUCAAACUCUCUUCUAGUUCACGGAGAACAAAGGUCUCUACAUCCACUAAGAACAAAAGCUGGACCUCAAUCCAGACACUGUCUCCAGACAAACAUUUCCAUCAGUCCAAUUGCCAUGAGCAGAACUCCAGUGCAGAUGACAGUGGCAGUGUCCAGUCCUCCACUCCAAUUUCAUCCCCACUACAGUCAGAGGAGGAUGCAGAGCUGGGUCUGGUCAUCACUGUGGAUGAGGACAGGUGUGAAGGGGAGGAGUGGCUAAAGAAACGGUAUGGAGUGAAUGUAAAGAAGAGUGAAAUGACUCAGGUGGAAGGAGAGAUCCCUGAGAAGAAUGGAGAUCUGAAGAAGACUACAGAACAGCUUGAGGAAGACGAUGAGAGUGAGGAAGAGCUGAAGAAGCUGGACAGCGAUUUAACGCUCAAAUCCAAAAAGCUCCAGCUCUCCACUGUCAACGUUCGUGACAUCAUCCACGAGGUGGUAACCAAUGAGCAUGUUGUGGCCAUGAUGAAAGCUGCUAUAAGAGACACACAAGAUAUGCCCAUGUUUGAGCCUAAAAUGACCCGUUCUAAGCUCAAAGAAGUUGUUGAGAAAGGGGUGGGGAUGGGCAAUUGGAACAUCUCUUCAAUAAAGAAGCCAAGUGAGAUUAAGCCACCCCAGUUUGUGGACAUUCCCCUGCAAGAAGAGGAGGACUCCUCUGAUGAAGAGUAUUGUCCUGAUGAAGAUGAGGAAGAUGAAACCGCUGAGGAGACGUUUUUGGAGAGUGAUGUGGAGAGCACAGCCUCCUCUCCACGUGGCAGCAGACGUUCUACCUCUCAAUCGCCUCCCCAAUGUGAUGAUGCCAGCAAUAGCCCCAGACUGAAUCCCAAGCUCUCCAGACACUUGAUAGUUGAAGCUGUGCCUAUGGGUCCUCCUGCCCCACCUCCUCAAUCCUGUGGCAUCUCACGGUCCCUUAGGGCCCCUGACCCCUUCAUUGAGAAACUACAUGCUGUGGAUAAAGAACUUGAACUCAGUCCUCUCUGCAUGGAGCCUUACCAGGCUUUGAGCAGUGGUGGCGGAGGGGAGCCGAAUGACGGUCUGGUAGCUUUUCGUACUCGGUCAAAACGUCCACUGAGGGACGUUCCCUUAGAUCAGCUGGAGGCAGAGCUCUGUGCGCCGGACAUCACGCCAGACAUGUAUGAUAACGUCUCCACACCAGAGGACCCUGAAUGGACACAAUGGCUGCAGGGACUCAUGACCUCUGAUCUGGACAAUGAAGAAGAGGCUGAUGAAGAUGAUGACCCUGAAUAUAACUUUUUAGAUGAUUUAGACGAGCCAGAUUUGGAGGAUUAUCGAAAUGAUCGUGCUGUCCGUAUCACAAAGAAGGAAGUCAAUGAGCUCAUGGAAGAGCUAUUUGAGACAUUCCAUGAUGAGUUGGCUGCCAAAGAACAAGAUGAGGAAGGUCAUGAAGAAGAAGAGGAACGUGAUGAGGAGGUCAAUGACACGCCACAAUUCAAUGUCCCUCAAGCCAUUAGGUUGGAGGAGCCGUUGGCUCACAUGUUGACUGCCUGCAGGCGGACAGUCAGAGAGCAGCUGGAUGCUUUGCAGCAGCGACGGGAGAACCAGGUUCGGUUCACCCAGCAUGCAACUGGGCCUGGCAUGUUUCUUAUGCAGCCCACCUGUCCUCUGGUGGUCACGUCUCCUCAGAGAAUACAACUGCAGCAGCAAAUACAGCAACAUGUCCAGUUACUGACACAGGUCAAUAUGCUGUGCAACCCAGUGAAGGCACUACAGAGUGAAGCUCAAACCACCAAACAUUUCCUGGGGGAGUUGCUGUCUUUUGCGGAGCGGGCAGAGGAGGAGAGAUCAAUGGUUAAUCCAGGUUUUAGAAGCAUGUUUAGGGUGUGUAACUUGCAGUCCUCCCUCAACUUGUUGGAGGAGUUAAAGCAAUGUCCUUCUCUGUAUCUUCCUCCCAAACCCAUUCACCCAAACUCAGCUCAUUCGUACCCGCUGCUUCCAGCUGGUCUUGCAUGGUUGUUGGCCACACGCUCUGUGUUUCUGUACCCAGAGCUUCUUCCACACUGCAGGCUGGAUCCAGUACUGCAUCCCCCACGCAGCAAACAUUCUUACACCAAAGGAGAAGAUGGUCUCUUAGUCUUGGGGUUAAAGCACUUUGCUCAAACAGAAUUCCCAUAUCAUCUUAUAAGCCGCUAUCUGAUCCGGCCCAAGCGUCAGGAGCAGCUGCGUGUGCGUGUGAAGGACAUGAUGUCCCCCAGAGCCCCACACAACAUCAUCAAGUUUUACUGCCAGAAUCGUGUUGUUCCUCCAUUACCUGUGAUGUGCAGACCUGUGGUGCCUGGAGAGGAGUGCCCUCCUGUGGAAAGAGAGCAAGACGUGAUGCCCAACUGGUUGAAGAAAAGCUUGCCAUACAUCCAUAGAGCAGUUUGUCAGAGCAGUUUACAGGGGACCUCCUCCAUCAAGUCUCCUACCCUUGUCUUCCCGAAAGGAACACGCUACCCACAGUUCCUCCCUAAAGGCGUCACUCUGCGUCUGCACCCCUCACAGAGACCAAUUCGUGCUUCACAGCCCAAAUCUCGACCUCUACGUGGUUUUGCCUGUCCUACUCUCACACCACUGGCUAAAGCGCCUCCAUGUCCCACAGGUUCAGGAAAUGUAUUGACAAAUGUGUCCACACCUCUUCCAGCACAUGGUGUAGUAUUAUUGACCCAAACUUCUAUCACUCCUAUAAAUGGGGUGUUCCCAUUGGUUCACCCCCCUUUGACCCCUGCUCAUGGGACUGUCCCACUGAGCACCUCUUGUCCUGUUAAUUUCCAGUAUGUUACUCCUGAAUUGGGGGCUGGUAAUCCGGCACACCCUCCUGCCAACUUGCACCCCGCUGUAGUUCAGAUACCCCCGUGUGAUAUCCCCCUACUUAGUACUGGAACAGUCAAGGCGUGUGGCAUGCAGCAGAUAUCCAAUAAUCAGAAGAAACGGACCAUACCUAGAAAACUUGCUCCUUUGAAACCAGCCCCCCGGUUACCCCAGCUAUUGCCCCUGUCCUCUGGUAAUAUGAAAAACGUAAGCAACCCUGCUGUCAUUAUGGACCAGCCAGUAUGCAUGAAUGUCACACAGAAAUUGCCAUCAGAUAACGUGGUUGUUAUCAAAGCCCAUGAAAAUGCCGCCCCGCACAGAUUGGUCACAUCUCCCUCUCAGGAUCUUGUCAUACAGUUAGUCCCUGGUACGCAGGCCUUGGGACAUUCCUCAAGUCCCUACACUGGAAAGAUGACACAGAAGUCUGUGUCUGAAGUCUCUCUUCUGACAGCAGCACCGGCAGAAGACAAUUCUCAGUUUGUGCUGGUUCAAACCGUUUCAUCUACAGGGGUUCCUCAGUUUGUACUUCUGCCUCAAGACUCAGUCGUUCUGAACCAACCUGCUCUACUUCCUGCUGAAGGUGCACCAGGAAGUUUAUCCCAGAAAACUGACAUCCCUAAUGGCUCCGUAGUCCUAAAUAACAAGGGUUGCACUAAAGUGCCUUUAAACAUCAUCACACCAGACACGUCAUCGCCAAUUGGAGGAGAAGAUGCUGGCGAAAGAAAAGAGGAUAUUGAGGAAAUGGUUGGAGACAGAUGGGAAGAGGAAAUGGCAGGCGCUUUGUUUGGUAGUCCUCUCCUGGCACUCUCAGAGUCCUCUUGCAGCCCUGACUCCAGUUUGACCAGCACGGACGGUGGUGAUGAAGCUUCUGUGAGGGUGGAGAUGGAUAUUGUAGAGUGUCCUCCUGUCCAAUCUGCCUCUGGCAAACAGGAAACACCAGGAGUGUGUGAACACGGCACUGGAGAUGGGAGGGACCAACAAUCCAGCGGGGGAGAGACACAGAACAGUGGGAACAAGGAGGGACGGGGCGAGGAGAGGGAGAGUGGGGGAAAUGAAGAACAUGAUGAGGAUGAAGGCGAGAAGAGCGGUGAUGGAGAAGGUGACAGGAAAACGGAUGGGGAUGGAAGAGGCGACAAAGAUAGGGAAGAGAAGGAUGGAGAUGGAGAGAAAGAUGGAGAUGGAGAGAGGGAUGAAGAAGAGGAGGAUUUCGAUGACCUCACACAGGAUGAGGAUGAAGAGGAAGUGAUGUCAUCAGCAUCAGAGGAAUCGGUGUUGUCCGUUCCAGAGCUUCAGGAGACAAUGGAGAAGUUGACCUGGUUGGCAUCAGAGAGGAGGUUGUGCAGAGAGGGAGAUUCUGAGGAGGACAAUUCGCCCACUUCCCCAACAUCCCCCACCUCCCCAAACUCCCAAAACUCCCCUGCGUCCCAGAAUUCGCAGGAGGAGAACUCCGAGGACGAGGAUGAUGGUGCGAUGAAGGGUGAUGAGAUGGAAGCGGGGGAGGGAGAAGGUGGAAAGCUUCCUGAGGGAGAAGCACUGCCUGGUGACGACCCUCCACAGAUCAGCGGGAGAGGAGGGGGGCGUGGAAGAGGCCGUGGUCGCCCACCCCCUCGUAGUCUGAAGCGCGUUCGACGACAGGAACGAGGAAGUAAAGAUGCCUCAAAGCUGCUCCUGUUGUACGAUGACCACAUCUUGGACAACGAUCCAAUGAGAGAGAGCAAAGAUAUGGCUUUUGCCCAGGCUUAUCUCAACAGGGUGCGUGAGGUCUUGCAAGACAUUCCUGGUAAAGUGGAGGAGUUUUUAGGGCUGCUUUAUGAGUUUGACGAGGCAGGGGAGAGUCGCAGUGUUGUAGAGUUGUUCUCCCAGCUGAAACUUCUGCUCAAGGACUGGCCUGAGCUCCUCAAGGACUUUGCUGCUUUCCUUUUACCUGAGCAAGCUCUGGAGUGUGGACUGUUUGAAGAACAGCAAGCCUUUGAGAGGAGUCGUCGGUUCCUGCGUCAGUUGGAGAUCAGUUUUGGGGAGAAUCCAUCUCAUUACCAGAAGAUAGUGAGAGCGCUCCAGAGUGGAAGUCCUCUCAGUCCUGCUGGGAUUGAAGAGCUCAAAACACAGAUGGCCACCCUUCUUAAAGGCCACACACACCUACAAGGAGAAUUUUGGAUGUUUUUUGAUGAGAUGCGUCCACCCCCAGCACGUCCUGGCCAGUUUGAAGAGGCGGUUUGGCCGGAAGACGUGGGCACUGGGACAGAUGGAGAAGCGGGGAUGAGUUUGGCCUCUAGAGGUGGUGUAUGGGGAGGAUUUGAGGAAGUCACUCUGCCUGAUCUAGAGGAAGAUGAAGAGUCUCACAAGAUUCGACAGAUCAGGAGCAGGAGGAGGAAAGAAAUGCGCACACAUGGCAACUACAAGGACUGUGAUUGGCCUGAAAAAGAUUGCUCAUGUCCCUGUCAUGACUCCGGCCAUGAAGCCAAGCAUCGCAGGCAUAAGAGGAAGGGAUGCUUGCGUUGUAAUGGCAACAAGGCCACUAAUGGUUCCAAGGUACUGAAGAGUCGCGAUUCUGCAUUUCCAUCUGCGGAUGCACAAUCUGAAAGAGGAGGGGAGGAAAAGGAAGAAGAAAGAGUACAAGGGGAGGAUGGAGAGGCAGAGAAAGAGGUUAAAGAUGAGACUGGCAGUGGAACAAACAGUCCACAUGAUGAUGGUGAUGGGACUGUAUGGGAGGGAGAUGAGAGACCCACUUCUCCAGUCCUAGAGGAGCAGAAAAUACAGAACAAAGACGAUGACAAGAAAAACGAAGAGGAGAUGCAUCAUACAACUGCACUACAGCACAGUAGGGAUGAAGACGAUUCAGCUGAAUCCGGAGAGAGAGAUGCCACUCAGCAGAGCACACUGAGUCCAGUCUUAGACACACCUGUGUGUGCCAAAAACAUCUCCCUCACUCCCAGUGGAGAGAAGGUCAUUCUCUGGACUAGGGAGGCAGAUCGAGUGAUCCUUACUGCCUGUCAGCAGCAAGGAGCCAAUCAGAGCACCUUUCAGGCUGUGUCAGAGCAGCUCGGCAACAAAACAGCCAGCGAGGUUUCAAGGAGAUUUCGGGACCUGAUGCGUCUGUUCCAUACAUCAGCAUGUCAAGCCAGCUCGGAGGACGAGGCUGCCGAGCAGCAGUCUGCCACUGAUGAGGAACAGGACUGAGCCCUGCAGUCAUAAAAGGAUCAGACUUUUCUCCAUUCAUAUGAACUGCUGACUAUGUGCAUUAAAACACUGAUUCAGUUCAUCUAGCUGGAGACUAGUCAUGCACAUAAAUCCUAAAACUUGAAAUAACACCUGACAAAGAUGUAUUUUAAGUAUGGUGACAAAGGGUCAGAAGGUCUCUGUAACAUAUGAAGUAUGACUCCACUAAAUAUGAAGGUGUUAUCAAACACAUGCUAAACACAGAAAUCCAACAUACACAAAAGUUAUUACUGAAGAAUUGUAGCACAAAAAUGGCUCCGGUUCUGACAGGGCCUGAUUGUUAUAUUAUCGUUGGUGGGUAGAUUUUAUACACAAAAUUUAAUUUGAUUAGUGAAAAGAUACAGAUUUUUUUUCAAUGUAAAGCACUAACCAGCAGAUUCUCACCAACAUCGUUGCUAACUGACUUAUUGUAUAUUCUGUGAAAAUAUGAACAUACAGGUAUAGGGGGUUAGGGGUUUAUGUACAGUAUUUUUAUAUUGGGGUGAUUGUUUUAAUUUUGCUUCUGAUGUUAGUUUUGCGAAUGAUGCACACAUUGUUGGAAAUCUCGAGAGAAAAUUGGUAAAAUUAUUAUUUAUACUGAGUUUUGUGUAAGACUGAAUACAAUAAAAAAAUUGGCUGUGUGUAUAUUACACGCAGUAUAACU
This is a messenger RNA of Carassius gibelio (silver crucian carp), 6960 nucleotides long. Its product is annotated as GON-4-like protein. The coding region runs from base 165 to 6278 and encodes 2037 amino acids. Gene Ontology annotation, biological process: regulation of DNA-templated transcription. Gene Ontology annotation, cellular component: nucleus. Gene Ontology annotation, molecular function: transcription coregulator activity. Lineage: Eukaryota; Metazoa; Chordata; Actinopteri; Cypriniformes; Cyprinidae. The record is from RefSeq and is a predicted model, not a curated record. The transcript is spliced from 31 exons.